This is a messenger RNA of Oncorhynchus tshawytscha (Chinook salmon), 2143 nucleotides long. RefSeq names its product outer dense fiber protein 2-like. Gene Ontology annotation, cellular component: centrosome; ciliary basal body. The transcript has 13 exons. NCBI's taxonomy places the organism in Eukaryota, Metazoa, Chordata, Actinopteri, Salmoniformes, Salmonidae. Gene Ontology annotation, biological process: negative regulation of cilium assembly. Bases 1217 to 1876 code for a protein of 219 amino acids. The record is from RefSeq and is a predicted model, not a curated record.
GACUCAAAUCAACCAAUGGAUGCAACGAACGUCAAGCAUCUUACAGUACAGUAGCAUAAGACAAGAGGCACGAAAGUGAAUGAAGUUAUGGAGACUAUGGUGCAACCAUGGACAAAAGUCCCCUGUUGAAGACAUUGAUGAAUGCCGAAGCAGCGGCCAAUUCUGCAGCCAUACAGCUCAUGUCAUUCAAGGAGACACUGGAGGACGAUUUUGCUGACUCAAGACAGUCUGCUUCUGAUAACCGGCGGAUGUCAAGGCAGAGAGGCCUUCUGCUGGAGAAGAUGGAGGUUUUUAAACGGAUAAACAAGUCUGUUCGACUGCAACUCCAAGACCUGAAGGAUGCAGAGCAUUUGAAAGGAGAUUUGAAUGAUAAAGAAAAAAUGGCUGAAGAACUGAUGGGUUUGCGGAAGAAAGAAAUGGAGAACACAGAAUGCGGUCCAUGCCACCAAGUCUGUGGAGACACCUGCAGGGCCAGCUACGCAGCAGGGAGGCCGACAACAACCGUCUCACCGUACAGCUCCGGGGUUUGGAGACGCAGUUGACGGCACAGAAGCUGGAGAUAGAUGGUCUGAGGGGGGAGAUCUCUGGUGUUUCGGAGAAGGCAGAGCAGAAGCAAGAAGUCCUGAAGAAGGCCACCUGCGCCCAGAAACAGAGGGCCCAGAGGUUCGAAGCUGCUGUGGAUAAAUGCUACACGAAGCUGAGGGAAAAAGUAUGCAUGGGAUGUUCAGCUGGCUGAGGUUCAUUCAGAGAGGGACACAUGGAGGAGACAACAGGAGCAGAAGACAGAUGAGAGAAUACAGCUUGAUGCACAGAUAGGACUGCUAAAAGGCCAAAUAGCAGACAUUACUGUGAAGCUGCAGAAAGAGAGGGAUGAAUUUGCUGCUGCAAAUGAGGUCUUAUUGUUAAAAGUGGAAACUCAAUGCUGAAAACAGAAACAUUGGCCUUGAGAACGCAACCCUCAAGGCGUCCAUCGCUGAGCUGGAACUGCAGCUGGUCCAUUCUGAAGCAGCACUGAAAGAGGAGAGCACUAUCUUACAGGAGAGGAAAGACCAAGCAGAACAGGAUCAGAGUCAGGCAGGGAUCCCACAUCCCCCCAUAUCCAAGUUUCAAUACUUACUAAUCCUAUAAAAAUGCAUUGAGAGAUUCAUAGGAAAGGUAGAAGUUGUCUGUUAUUAUUGACCUGUUAUUGCACACCUCUCAGGUAGCAGAGCUUCAAAUGAAGGUGGAUGAUCUGAGAAUAAAGUUGGAGAGUGUUCUGAGGGAAACCGAGAACAUUAGAGAAGGAAGAGAGGCAGAAGUGGAGAAGGUGGAGAGCCAAGGGGAGAAGAUGAGAUCGUCAUUGGACACGAAAGAGUCUAUCCACGAGGCUAACUCACAGCUACAGCAGAAAGUGGAUGCUCUUCAAAAGCAGAAGGAAGAGCUGCAAGGGGAGAACCAGGGGCUGGUCCGUAGGCUGGCUGGUCAGGAGGAUGCUUUACACUAUAGCAGCAGGCACCUAGAACAGCACUCAGCAGACUGCCAUGCUCUCAACAGAGAACUGGAGGCCGCUCUGGCCGACGUCAGGCAACAGGUGUCCAAAGUGAAAGACAAAGCUGUUUCCAGAGAAAGUUCCUUUCAGACUAAAAUCCUGGAACUGGAGGGUGAGAAGAGCAUGAGAGAGAAUGAGCUGAAACAGAUUAAGCAAAGCAAUCAGUUGGCUGAGAAGAAGUUUGAGGUGCGUCUGAAGGACCUGCAGCUCAGCCUGAACCAAUCAGAGAGCCACAAGCAGAGCAUUCAGAACUACGUAGACUUCCUCAAGAACUCUUACUCCACCAUGUUUGAUGAAGGACUACCACCGGCAACAUCUAGCUUUGGAUCAUCCUACUUUUUAAAAUGAUAAUUACUCAGAUAUGUGUGUUUGUGGUGUGUUAUGUGUAACUUGUGUUGUUGUGGAAGUCAAAUGAGCCUUACUUAGGAAUGUUUUUAAUAAUGUGCGUGUUUUAGAAAACAAAUGAAUUUGCACGUUGAUUCAUGUUCGAUGAAGAAGUCCAUGUUUGUUUUUAUAUCGAUCAGUAACUACUUUUUUCCAUUAUACAGUGCCUUGCGAAAGUAUUCGGCCCCCUUGAACUUUGCGACCUUUUGCCACAUUUCAGGCUUCAAACAU